Messenger RNA from Vicia faba (fava bean), 753 nucleotides. The record is from the annotation of a GenBank genome assembly. Lineage: Eukaryota; Viridiplantae; Streptophyta; Magnoliopsida; Fabales; Fabaceae.
AUGAAUUCAUCUUCUUUAGGUUCCUUCAUUCUCACACCACCACCACCAUGCAAAUUCCACAAUCCCCGUUUUCAAACCAAACCUCAUCUCAAUUUCCACCAUUCCCUCAAACCAAAAUUCAAUUUUUCCACUUCUCUUAAAGCCACCGAACCAGUUUCAAUCCCUGAAGAAGACACGUCUUAUGUCGCAGUUGAAGACUUCGUCGACAAGGAUUGGUCAGUUCUUGACUAUACUGGACCAAGCACUGACCGCAUUAUAGCAUCUGGUAAAAUUGACGAGAAUUCAAAGGUUUUGGUUUCGACUGCUUCUGAAGAGUUUGUUGAUUCUUUGGUUGGUUGUUCUAAAUUCAAGUCUUUGGUUGUUCUUCAUGACUCGCUUUUGAUAUUGGCUCUUCUUGUUGAGAAAUAUGAUAAUGUUAUGUGUUGGCAAGGAGAGGUUACUAUUGUUCCUGACACAUGGGCUCCUUUUGAUGCUGUGUUUCUUUACUUUUUGCCUGCUUUGCCAUUCAAACUUGAGGAUAUUCUUGCCUCUUUGGCUCCAAAGUGUUCACCUGGUGGAAGGGUGAUUGUCAGCCAUCCUCAAGGGAGAGAAAUACUGAAACAGCAACGACAACAGUACCCGGAAGUAGUAGUUUCUGAUCUUCCCGACAAAGCACAUUUACAAAGUGUUGCAGCUGCUUAUUCCUUUGAUGUGGCUGAGUUUGUGGACGAACCUGACUUUUACUUGGCUGUUUUGAUCUGCUCUAGGACUUAA